Molecule: messenger RNA, 772 nt
Organism: Tilletiaria anomala UBC 951
Lineage: Eukaryota; Fungi; Basidiomycota; Exobasidiomycetes; Georgefischeriales; Tilletiariaceae
Product: NAC-domain-containing protein
Exons: 4
Coding region: 1-510 (169 amino acids)
Cellular component (GO): cytosol; nascent polypeptide-associated complex
Source: RefSeq, a predicted model, not a curated record
AUGCCUCUCGAUCAGGAAAAGCUUGCCAAGCUGCAAGCUGCCAGCCGAAUCGGUGGCAAGGGCACGCCCAGGCGGAAAGUCGUCCGCAAGCCAAAGGCGCCCGGCGGCGAUGACACCAAGCUGCAAGCGGCGCUCAAGAAGCUCAACGUCCAGCCAGUGAGCGGCAUCGAGGAGGUCAACAUGUUCAAGGAGGACGGCAACGUCCUUCACUUCCAGGCACCCAAGGUUCACGGCGCUACUGGUGCAAACACUUUCGCCAUCUACGGCCAGGGCGCCGACAAGGAGCUCACCGAGCUCGUCCCGGGAAUCAUCAACCAGCUCGGCCCAGACUCGCUGGCGAGCUUGAGGAAGCUUGCGGAGAGCUACCAGCUCAUGCAGGGUGCAGCAGCAAGUCAGCAGGCCGGGGGGGAAUCAAAGGACGAUGACGACGUCCCCGAUGUGGCCGGCAACUUUGACAUUGACGAGAACAAGCCGGCAACUGGCGAGACUGAGGUCGACAAGCUCGACUGAUUAAAUCGCACGUAUGCCGAUGGCCCAAGGUAGAAGGCAAAUCAUCCGAUCUGCAUGCACCCUAUCUGACCCACUGACCGACCGGGCAGCGCAGACGUAGUGUAAGCUGUUGUCGCGCAGGGAGACUUUCAAUGUGUACUAUCAACACUUUUCGUUGCAAAAUUGAGCGUAAGCUACGGCUCCAAGAAGCAAGUCAUGCGAAGGUGCUCGAUCACUUUCUUGGUGUUGAAGGUGCACGGCAUGGUGCAUUCAAUUAUGAUAC